GGGGGCUGUUGCUUUUAACCCGGAGGGCAAUUGCCCCUCCAAUGGGCUAUAUUUAAAGGCAUCUCCCGUCUAGAUGUAGCCUUUCACCUCGCAUACUAUUGCACAUCAUCAACAGUCUUUCAUUGAUCAAACAUGGCUGCCAGUCCGAUUCAAGGUGGACUCUUCGUCCACAACAAUACCGUUGCUCCUGAGCACCCCAGCUUGAUGAGCAUGUUCUCCCUCAAGGGCAAGACUGCUAUCGUGACGGGUGCUGGGGCCGGUAUUGGACUCGCCGUCGCUCACGGCCUGGCCGAAGCUGGUGCCAACGUUGCUCUGUGGUACAAUUCCAACGCAAAGGCUGCCGAGCGCGCGGAGGAGAUUGCCCAGAAAUACGGUGUCCAAGCCAAGGCCUACCAGGUCCAGGUCACCGAUCCCAAGGCCGUCCAAGAGGCCACCGAUACCGUGGUCAAGGAUUUCAAUGGCCGCUUGGAUGUUUUCAUUGCCAACGCCGGUAUCCCCUGGACCCAGGGUCCUAUGGUGGAUGGACCCAUUGAGCACUACCGCGACGUCGUGAACAUUGACUUGGACGGCACAUUCUACUGCGCCAGGGCUGCCGCUUCUCACUGGCGCCGUCAGAAGGAUGAAGGCACUGACAUUAACGGCAACAAGCUUACUAACUUCACCUACGGCAGCUUCGUUGCUACUGCUUCCAUGAGCGGUCACAUUGUCAAUUUCCCCCAGAUGCAGGCUGCUUAUAAUGCUGCUAAGAGUGGUGUAGUUCACCUCUGCAAGUCCCUCUCUGUUGAAUGGGUGCGCUUCGCCCGCGCCAACACCGUCUCCCCCGGUUACAUCGCCACGGAAAUCUCCAACUUUGUGCCUGAGGAGACUAAGAAUAUCUGGCGGGACAAGAUUCCUAUGGGCCGCGAGGGUGAGGCUCACGAGCUGAAGGGUGCUUACCUAUACCUGGCCUCGGAUGCGUCCACCUAUACCACCGGCGCAGAUCUGAUCGUUGAUGGCGGCUACUGCGCGCCAUAGAAAGUGCAUUGGGAUUUUGUUAUUAUUUUGAAUUGAGCGUGUCUUUUCCACUUACAGAAUUGCGAUUGAUGUGUACACGGGACAAAAUAUUGGACUGAUAAAAAAUAAUUGGAUUGAAUCGUGGCAUAUGCAGUUGACCGGCUCAUAGAUCUACAGCUUCUGCUAGAUCAUUCUGCAAUCCUCAAGCCAGUUUCCUGUUUUCCACGUACAAUCAUUCAAUAACACCUGACUGAUCAACAAGGAAGGAGAUACUCCUAUCCAUUGUCCACACAAAUAAGGUGCGACCAUCCCGAUUUCCGAGCUAAUAGUACCCCAUGUACCCAGACCUCCGGACCCCGGGG
This is a messenger RNA of Penicillium subrubescens, 1355 nucleotides long. Its product is annotated as putative carbonyl reductase. Gene Ontology annotation, cellular component: intracellular anatomical structure. Lineage: Eukaryota; Fungi; Ascomycota; Eurotiomycetes; Eurotiales; Aspergillaceae. The transcript is spliced from 3 exons. The coding region runs from base 133 to 1014 and encodes 293 amino acids. Gene Ontology annotation, molecular function: oxidoreductase activity, acting on NAD(P)H, oxygen as acceptor. The record is from RefSeq and is a predicted model, not a curated record.